AUGACUCGCUCAGCCCUCCCACACGCCCGCCGCGCUCUGCCCCGCCGCAGCCAGGCUGUCCCUCUCUGCCCGCGCCCCGCGACCACUGCCUCCCCGCUGGGGGCCCAGGGCGCCCCCCGCCCCACCUGCGCGCCCGCCCCAUCCAGCCGGGCUCAGGGUCGCGCCCACCUGGACGCAGGGGACCAGCGUCGCGCUCAGCUGGCUGCAGGGGACCCGGGUCGUGCCCACCUGAAGGCCAAGGACCGGAGUCGCGCUCACCUGGCGGCGGCGGUGGCCGUGGCCGUGGCCUCGGCCAGUCGCCAUGGGCUGCUCCAGCAGCGCCCUCCACAAGGCCCGGGACAGCAACAGGCGCCACCGCGAAGAAAGUGCGUCAGGCGCCGCCCAGCCCAAGCCACAGACAGUGUCAAAAGAAUCGAACUCGUAUGACCCGGUGCAGAGGGGACACCCUGCCCCGCGGGAGAAGCUCCAGGUGUCGGCCGCGUCUGCCGCCAAUGGCCUCGGCGCCCACCCUGGCCAGCCCCCCUGUCAGGGCACUGCGGACCCACCGCCCUCGGGGCCCACAGAGCAGGGCGCGGCUCGGCCGGGCGGCAGAAGGGAGGCAGAGAGCAAGGCCGAGGGCCAGGCCCGGACAGAGACUCCCCCUGGGGAAGGGGUCCCGGAGGCCCAGGGCCCGGCGAGUGGGACGGCGGGGGAGCCCGAGGGUCCUGCAGCAGAGGAUGGAAACCAGGGCCUGCCUGCAGAAGUGCCCCCUGGGGGUGCGGUUGGGGACGGGCCCCCAGACUCAGAGACAGAAGCCCUGGGCCAGCCACCACCCCCGCCCCCGGAGGAAACAACUCCCUCACAGAUGGGGGCAGAGGCUCCCCUGCAGGAGGCCACAGGCCCGGGGGCCACGGGGCAGGGCCCCCUGGCUGCAGCGGCCACAGGACGUCCAGCAGGAACUCUAGAAACAGAAGCCAGUGAGGACGCCGUCGGGGGACUCCAUGCCUGUGACAAAGGCGGCCAAGACAGGGAAGGCGAGACGGGAGAUGUGGUCAGAACAGAGACGGCCGAUGAGAAAGUGAGCGGAGGGGCCGAAACACAGGAGGAAGAAACGGGGGAAGCUGUGGGGGUCCCCGCGGGGCGGCCAGAAGGUGGAGAUGCAUGGAGCCAGUGAUGACGUGACCUUUCAGCCUUUCUGUGUGUGCAGCUGGGACUGGCCGGCGUCCGUCCCGGUCCUCCCAGGAAACGGCAGAGCCGUGCUGUUUUCUUUGCCUCUUGGAAUACACGUGGCUUUCGAGCUCAGAGACCUCAGGGCCUCGGUUCACGUGAGAGUGUGACGGGGAGGGCUGGGGCCACUGGGCAGUGGGGAGGCACUGGCCUCGCAUGUGGCCAACCCGGGUUUGAUCCCUAGCAUCCCAUAGCACCCCUAGGAGUGGCCCCUGAGUACAGAGCCAGGAGGGACCCCUGAGCAUUGCCAGAUGGGGCCCCCAAACCCCCCCAAAAGUGAGGGGGCAGCCCAGGGUCUAUUCAGAAUCAAAAAUUGAGACACUUCCCAAUAAAGAGCUAAGAGGGGGCCGGAGUGAUAGUAGAGCUGGUAGGGCGUUUGCCUUGCACAGGCUGACCCAGACUGGAUCCCUGACAUCCCAUCAGGUCCCCCGAGCACCGCCGGGAGUGAUUCCUGACUGCAGAGCCAGGAGUAACUCCUGAGCAUCACCAGGUGAGAGCCAAAAAAGCCAAAACAUAAAAAUAAAGAGAGAAGAGGUCAGAGAAAGGGGUUGACAACUUUUCAGAAGCGAGUGAUAACUCGGUCACGGCAUCGCCGUGCUGGGGCAAGGACGAGGCUGACUGCAGGCUUUGAAGGCCGCACGUGGCCUGCAUGUGAGCCUGGGGACAGGGGGAGCUCGGGCGGGAGACCACAGGGGCUCCUGCGCGUGCAAGUGGCCCCCGCCCCGGGCUGACCCCCAUCACUGAAUAUGGUCCCCCAAGCCCCACUAGGAGUGACCCUGAGCAGAGCCAAGAGUAAGCCCUGAGCACACCCAGUGUAGCUCCCCCGCCCCCAAGAGCCCUCACAGGCCAGGAAGCCGGAAAGCUGUCUGGGCCACAGUUAGGAGGUGUGCGGAGCGAGUCCUUUCCGAGGAUCAUAGCUGGGCGCUCUUACGACAUGGGCUGCACACUCUAACAGGUGUGGCUUUUUCACAGUGAAAGGCCAUGUGGGACCCAGGUGCCCCUUGCCCUCAGCUGGCCGUUGUGUCCUCCAAGGCGGGGUUCCCGGUGGUGUGCUCCUUAUGACAAGUUCAUGGGCUUUAUUUUAUUUUAUUUAUUUUACUUUUUGGGUCACACCUGGCGGUGCUCAGAGGUUACUCCUAGCUCUGCACUCAGGAAUUACUCCUGGCGGUGCUCGGGGGCCAUAUGGGAUGCUGGGGAUCGAACCUGGGUCAGCCACGUGCAAGGCAAACAUCCUACCCACUGUACUAUAGCUCCAGCCCUGAGUUCAUGAACUUUAGAUGCGUUUGGUUAGAACCCUGCCUUUGGGUCCCAUCUCUUGGGCGAGAGAGGGAGGGCUUCAGGCAAUGCUCAGGAGGUCUAAGGGACUCACCAGUGGCCCAAGGCAGUGCCUGAGGCAGCAGGGCUGCUCCGGCCAGGGUGCUGGGGCUACGCAGGUGUCCCUUUUGGACAGGGACCUCAGGGGUCCCUCUGGCCGUGCUUCCAGAGACCCUGUGAUACUGGCUGGAACCCGGGUUCGGUGUGUCCUAGGUUUGCCAUAGCCCCUGUCAUCUUCCAGCGCUGUGGGCCCCACCCAAGCCUUUUUAGAGCUCCAGGACUUAAUAUUGGGCUCGAAGGUGGAGACUAGGGCAUCUAGUGUUUGGUUAGAGCUGAAUGUGAACUACCAGAAUCGCCCCAAGUCAGGAGGGCAAAAUUUACCCCCCAAGUGCCUUCUGCCAUGAACGAACUGGGUUUGGAAUUAAAUUCUGGAAACAUAUGAGUGUUUUGUUGUUUCUGUUUUGGGGUAACACCUUCAGUUCUCGGGGUCUGCUCCCGGCUCAGGGCUCUUUCCUGGUGGGGCUCCAGGGGCCGUGUGGUGCGGGGGGGGGGUCAAACCCGGGACUCCAUGCGCAGAGCUCGCCCUUUGGUCCGUCGCGCUGUCACUGUAGCCCAGCAUCGGGCUCAUCUUCGGUUUGUUGGUUUCUUGGCUUUGGGGCCACACCACAUGGUGCUCAGCACUUAGUCCUGGCUCUGUGCUCAGGGGUCAUGCUUGGCGGUGCC
This is a messenger RNA of Sorex araneus (European shrew), 3243 nucleotides long. It is a transcript of the gene ERICH5, whose product is annotated as glutamate rich 5. The coding region runs from base 302 to 1153 and encodes 283 amino acids. The transcript has 3 exons. The record is from RefSeq and is a predicted model, not a curated record. NCBI's taxonomy places the organism in Eukaryota, Metazoa, Chordata, Mammalia, Eulipotyphla, Soricidae.